Aspergillus homomorphus CBS 101889 is the source of this 761-nucleotide messenger RNA. Its product is annotated as BolA family protein. Gene Ontology annotation, cellular component: cytosol; nucleus. The record is from RefSeq and is a predicted model, not a curated record. The transcript has 2 exons. NCBI's taxonomy places the organism in Eukaryota, Fungi, Ascomycota, Eurotiomycetes, Eurotiales, Aspergillaceae. Gene Ontology annotation, biological process: intracellular iron ion homeostasis. Bases 147 to 545 code for a protein of 132 amino acids. Gene Ontology annotation, molecular function: 2 iron, 2 sulfur cluster binding.
UCAUCACCGCCCGCGAGACUGGAGCCCAUCUAUUCAUCCGUCCCAUCCAUCCUCACCUCUGGGAAAACAACCCGGCUUCAUAGACACUACCUAAUAAUACAACUUUCUCUCUACCUCUCUCCCCAGGUCCCCCCUCACCACGCUUGAUGUACUCCCGCACGACCCUCCCCUUGUUGAGCAGAAGUUGCCGCUACCUUCUCCGCACGCCCUCCGGCCUUCCGAAUUCGACUUUUUCCUUCUCCGCUCGCUCCUUCACGGCCGUGAACGCAGCCAUGGCCGAUAUGAGUUCCGGCGUCACCGCAGAUCUGCUGAAGAGCAAGCUAUUCGACCAACUCCAGGCGCAACAUGUUGAGAUUGAGGAUUUGUCGGGCGGUUGUGGAUCGGCUUUCCAGGCCGUGAUUGUAUCGCCCCAGUUCGAGAAGAAGAACAUGCUGGCUCGGCACCGGCUGGUGAACUCGGUCCUCAAGGCCGAGAUCGCCGCCAUUCAUGCUUGGACGCCCAAGUGCUACACCCCCGAGCAGUGGCAGGCGCUGCACCAGGGUUGAGGGGGUUUGUUCCUGAUGGGGUGCUAUGCGUGGGAAAGCCGACUACGGACUAUCAUCGGCGAAAAUGGAAAUAUAUUCUGGGUUAUUGAUUUGCUCGUCACAAGGGUAUGCUUGUCCAAGAGCCAACAGCAUAAUCCGAGGCGUUCAAGAGGGUUGUUCCAUGUGCAAGGCUUUGCACUGCCAGUCCAUGUCUAAAGUAAUGCUAUGGUUGCGAAG